GCGAGGCAGCCAUCAUUCGCGAAAAGCCGACAUUGUUGUGAAGUUCGUCGUGUGCGUCGUGUUUCGCCGUCGCUUGCAAGUGAAAUUUUCCCCGGAAAAUUGGCGUGUUCUCUGUGAUCGAAAGUGAGCAAAACUAGUGAAAAAGUGUGCCGGAACGUUUGGGGAAUCGCGAUUCGAUGUUGGUUUGCGGGAUAAUCUGAGCUGAAAGUGAAAUUUGCGGUGUGAAAAGCCCCGCAAGAAACGCUCGAAACGCACACACACACACAGCUGGGUGAAAGAAAAGUAGCCGUGAAAGAAAGAACGCCAUCCGCAUUUUUCGUGACUGGGAGAAAAAUUCGGCAGGACGAACUCGGUCCAAACGUCGGCGAUCGGGAUGGAAGUGGAUGAGAGUCCGGAAGUGACGGCUGGUGCCCCGAAUGAGGUGGCCAGUACCGCCAGCAGCAGCAGCAGCACCGAAGAGGAGAAACCUGUGGCGGAAGAAACGGCCGCUCCCGAAGAGGAAGAAGUCGCCGCCCCGGCAGCAGCACCAGAGCCGUCUUCCUCCGAGGGUGGCGGAGUGCUUCGGUCGAUCCUUUCGGAGGAGGAACUUCUUGCCAUUCCUGCCGAGACGGGCAAAAAGAUUGAGGGCCACUACGAGCAGAAAUUGGAGGAGUUUCUGACGGCGAAAGCUCUCUGCGAAACGGCCAAGACCAAUGUUGAGCAACUCAAAGUCGAGUACGAGAAGCAAAUCGAGGAGCUUACAUUGAAGUACCAGGAUGAGUCCUCCAAGUACCACUUCUCCCAGCAAAGCGUCAAAGAGCUUCGCCUGGAGCUGGAGGACUGCAAACAGGAGAUGGCCCAGGCCAAGGACAAGGUCAAACAGAACGAUGCCGAUACGGCACGGUUCCGACGAGAACGUAACGAAGCCGUCAACGAACGGGACACGCUGCUGAAUGCGGUCGAGCGCAAGACGCUGGAAGUGGAACGACUGCAGGCCGACGUGAUGGCGCUGGAGCACAAACUUAAGUCCGCCAACGUGACCAAGUGCGAAGCGUUGGCCAAGCUGGAGGAAAUUCAGAGCAAGGAGUUCUCGCUGGAUUUCAAGGAGAAGCGAAUGGACAAGGAGUUGUCGAUGCGUGACAAUCAGAUCUGCAAGCUCACCGAGGACUUGAAUCGAGCGCUGCAGGAUCUGCAGAACGUCCGGCGCGAUCAGAAUUUCAAGGCACUGACAACGGAGACCAAGCUCACGGAGAAGACUGAAGAGUUGAAGAUCGCCACCGCACAGAUUGCCCACCUGAAUGAGCAGAAUCAAGAGCUGAGCACGCGGGCCGAGGACCUAGCCAGCAAACUGUUGCAGCAGAGCGAGGAAACGCGCAAGAUGAUGGAUCACUACCGCAAGGAGUUGCAAUCCCAGACGAAGCUGUGCGAAUUGUACCAAGAGGACUGCGAGGACAACAAGAAACAGACGGAGGAGCUGGGUGCUGCCGUGUCAGAAUUGAAGAAACUGCUGAACGAGGCUAGCGAUUCAUAUGGAAAGCUAGAGACGCAGCAGAAGACGUUGGUCAUGAAGCACGAGAAGGAACUGGAGGCGAAGAAUCAGGUCAUUCAACAGCUGAAGGAUGAACUGAAGAAUGCCAACGAGCUGCUGAAACUGGCCAGGGAAGAGAAUUUGGAACACGCGGUGGAGAAGUUGGCACCGACUGCGGCCGCCACAAGUCGAUUGAUCAAGUCCGGUAUGACGCUGACGGAGCUGUACACGAUGUACGUCAAAACGGCUGAGGAUUUGCAGGUUGAGAAGAAGGAGAACAGCAAGCUGCAGCUGCAGAUCAAGAACAUCGUGCAGGAACUGGAGGAACGGGCACCGGAGCUGACCCGGCAGCAGAACGAGUACCAGAACCUGAAGGACGCCAACGAAGAGAUGAGCCUGCAGUUGAACAAGCUGAUCGAGGAGAACGCCGAGGUUCGUUCGGAGCUGACCUCGAUGCAGGACAAGGUACGCUACCUGGACAGCGAGAACAAGAAGUUCAAGAUGGAACGGGGCGAUCUGAGCCGGCAGAUUUGCCACCUGCUGCGCGAGAUCGAGCAGAUGCGCGGAGGAUACGCAUCCGAGGCGGAUCAGUCCAUUUCGUCGGACAUGAGCGCCAACGAGGUGAUCACGAAGAAGUUGGUCACCUUCAGCGACAUCCAGGAACUGCAGGAGAACAAUGUAAAGCUGCUUCUGGUGGUGAGAGACUUCAGCGCCAAGCUGGAGGAGCUGGAAGUGGCCCAGAAUGCGAUGAGCCAGGCCACGUUCGAGGCGAAGAUCGCUUCCUACAACAAACGACUGCAGGAGAUGCAGGAAACGCAAGAGUAUCAGACGCAGAUGAUGCAGCAAUGCAUCCAGCAGAGGGAUAGGUACAAGAAGAUGUACCACGAUGCGAUGCGCAGUUACAACGCUGUAGGAGGCAAGGGCACUUUGGGAGCAAGCUUGAACGGAUCUCUGUCCGGUGAGAAUGCGGAUGCUGCUAUGGACGAGGAAAUCCCAAGUGGAUCCACGGUUAGUGCGAUUUCCAGCGAGGCAGUCGUUGAAAAAGAAAAGAAGAUUACCGAACUGGAGGCAAAGGUCAAGGAAAAUCAGCAAAUGUUGACCAAUCUGAAGGAAGAAUAUGACAAUUACCGCAAGGAGAAGCUCACCAACGACAAGAUGAUGAAUGAACAGUUCGACUCGAUGCGAACGGAACUGCGCGAGUUGUCCUCGAAGAACAUCAAACUCGUCGCUACCGUUGAGUACAACAACGAGCAAAUCAAGAUCCAACAGAAGAACGUUGCAACCUACAAGAAGCAAAUUGCCACUCUGGAGGAGCGCAACAAGAAUUACGAAACGACGAUCUCCAAGCAGGAGGCCACGAUCAUGUAUCUCAAGGAUGAAACAAUGAGUGCACAGUCGAAGCUGGCCCGCGCCGAAGUCCAAGUCGAAAACCUCAAGCACGAAUGCCGCAUCCUCAAGGACGCCGAGUCCCGACUGCAAACGGAGCGUGAAAUCCUCAACCGAGAGCGACAGAACCAGAACUUGCUCCUGAACAACCUGGAAAUGAUCAAGGUUACCAUGGAGCGCUCGGAAGCCGAAGGACGCAUCCGACUGGAAACUCGCCUGGAUGAAACGGCUCGCGAAUGCUCAGCUCUGCGACGGCGACUCCAGGAAGAACAGGAUCGCUUCCGUGAGCUGACCACCCAUCUCGAACGCCAAAUGCAGACGGCCAAGCAGCGCAUGGAAGAAGAAGUGGCAAUUGCUGAAACCGUGCAGGCAGAACUCAAGAACGCCCGUGACGAGCUGGAAAUCAAGACUCGCAAAAUCGACGACCUGAGCAAGAAGCUCCAGGAAACCCUGUCCCCGAACGACGAGGACAAUCCAGUCACGCAGGCCUACAAGAAGAUUCGCGAGCUAGAGCAGAAACUCAGCGAGAAUGAAAUCGAGUUUGAAUCCCUCCGAAAGGAACUGGCAACUGCCAAGGAGCACGUCAAGCAGUACUGCAACAUGUCCGAGUCCUCGGAAAAAGAACUCAAGGACCUCAACGAACUGUACACCACCUACAAGACUCAGACCGAAACCGAACUGGGCACUCUGAAGAAGAGCGAAACCGAACUCAAGGCUCAAGUAGAGGAGCUCAAGACGGAAAUUUCCCUCAAGAAAACAGGCGAACAGCUGACGUCAUCCACGGAUAGCGAAUCCGAGCUGCACAAGGUUCAAGUGGAACUCAAAGAAUCCUUGGAGAAGAUCACCGAGAACAACAAAGAACUACGGGAACUUCGAGAGAAGAACAAUUCCCUGCUGGAGCAGCUGCAAGUCGCCGAGCAGAAAUACGCCAACGAAAUGGUGCAACACUCCACCGACAUCCAGCAGCUAUCCAUCCUCAAGGAGGAAGUCCAGAAAACCAAGCAACAGUUCGACGAACUGAAACUCGCCCGCGAUCAGGCCAUCGAGCGGUUCAACACCAGCGAGGAAUGCUGGAAGAACCGCGAGGAGAUGAUGAAGAAGGAAAUCGAACAGCUCGAGGAACGCCUUUCGGACUUGAACUCGCAGAACUCCGCCCUACACGAUCAGAUUCAGAGUCUCAGCACGAAGCUCUCGAUUUCGGCAGCCCAGGCCCUGGAGCAGAAACCGACGGCCGACGAGUCCAUGAACGAGAGCGAGCGAAUGGACGACAGUUCGGUGCUGAACAAAUCGAUCUCGGAGGAAGAGAAGCGUUCCGUGGAUCAGCUGCUGCAGAUCAUCAAGUACCUGCGGAAGGAGAAGGACAUUGCCGUGGCCAAGUUCGACAUUCUGCGGUCGGAAAAUGUGCGAGUGCAGUCGGAGCUGAUGAUGUUCCAGAAGAAGCUGGAAGAGGCCCAGGCUGAGUUGGCGACGGAGCGCGAGAAGUCCGAAACCGGAGUUGUGACGGCCGCCAAGCAUGAGGACAUUCUGAGGAAGCUGGAAACUUUCAACGCCAUCACGGACAGCAAUCGGGUGCUGCGAGAGGAACGAGACAGUUUGAAUAAGAGGAUCAGGGAGCUGUCGGAACGUUUGCUGAAGGCGGAAGACGAGCUGUUCCCGCUGCAGGAAAAGGUGCGGGAGUUGAGCGUGAAGAUUGAGUCGGCCACGAGUGAGAAUUCGACUUUGCGUUUGGAGGCAACCAGAUGGAGGCAGCGUGCCAAUCUGCUGGUGGAACGCUCAAACAAGACCAGCCCCGAGGACUGGAAACGGCUGCAGACCGAGCGGGAGAACCUGGCUAAGAUGCUCACCCAGGAGAAGGAACUGUUGAAGAAAUCCAGCGAGGAGUUGAACUCGAUCCGUGUCGAAAAAGGCAAACUGGAGGUGGAGAUCUCGAACCUGACAAAACAGUUGGCAGGAUCGAAUGAGCAGAACAAGAAGUACGCCGAAGAGUUGGAUGUGUUGCGUCAGGCCGGAGCUAAGAUGACUACCGAGAUCGGUGAGGUGAAGACUACACUGACGAAACGCGAUGAGGAUCUGAAGAAGUUGACCGAUGAGCUGUCCAACAAGGAGGAACAGCUGACGGAUGCCAAGAGCAAGGAACAACAGAUCCGAAAGAUUGCCAAGCGAUACAAGGAUUCGUACAUCGAGCUUAAGAAGCAGGUAGAUGAGAAGGAUGGCGAAGGUGCUAAGAAUGCAGAAGGUGCAGCGGAAGGCACUGGCGAAGGUACCAGUGGUGAACAACAGGAGAAACCCACAGAAAACUCGUCUGAGCUCAAGGAAGAGGUUGAUACUCUUAAGAAGGAGAAUGAGCUUCUCAAGGGCAAACUGGAGAAGGCCGAGCGUAAUCAGGAAAUUUUGAAGGAUGUUAAGCAUCGAAUUCUCAGUCUGACGGAGUCGAAGAACACCUUGACUCGCGAGCUCACCACUGCCAAGGCCCAGGUCCAAUCCCUGGAACACGUCCGCGAAGAAAACGAACUGUUGAAGUCGCAGUUCGAGGGACGCAUCUCGAGAAUCACCAAGGAACAUACCGAUCAGGACAAGGAAAAGGCGGAUGCCAUCGCACGUCUGACGCGGGAAAAUGAACAGCUCACCAUUCGGUUGAAUCAGCUUACCCGUCAGCUUGGAUUGCAACAGGGAGCCAAACCUUCCACCAGCGCUCCUGGCUCGUCUGAGAAAGCUUCGACUGAAAGUCCUCGCACGGCCAACGUAAAACCAAUUCCCGGCCCAAGCGCUCAGCAGUCAGCCACUGUCACGCCUCGCCGCGGAAGCGAAACUCCUUUGGCCAGCAUCCGACCAAUGUCGGUUCAAGCGAGCAGCCGUACGGCAGCUGUGCUCCCCACAAGCCAAACCUCGAAUAAUGUUGCCAUUGUGCAAGGUUCAUCCUCAUCUUCGUCAUCCAACACCGGAAGCAGCAGCAGUGUAACGGCCCUGGUUCCUCCCCAACAGCAGGUGCACACCACCGGAAGCAACAACAACUCUAACGAGUCAAUGUCCUCCUCACCUACCAGCUCCCACACGGACUACAUGCCGGCCACCAGUUCGGCCAACGUAGCCGUGGCGGCUGUACCUCCCAUGGGAACUGCGUCCACUUCCACUGCCGAGAGCAGCAGCUCCACCCAGCAGGAGAACGAAAGCAUUCCAGCGCAGCAACCGAACGAACCAGGCCCAUCGCAGAUUCACGUUUCUGCCGGUCAACCAUCGCAGGCGGUGGCCCUCGUUUCUCCGCACAUCGAAGGCACUCCACAAAACAGUGGCGUCGUGGCCCAGUCGGUGCAGUCUUCGCCCCAGGUGCAGGCCCCGCCCCCACAGGAGCAGCAGAACCCGGCUCCCAGCACCAGCGGAACUUCGUCGAAUGCUCAACAGAUUGCUCUGAGCAGUCACCACCAGGCGUCCACUUCCAGCAACACAGUGACCACGUCACAGGCCGCUGCCGGUCACAAGCGCCCGCGGGAUGUCGAGGGAGACAGUUCCACCGACAACGUGGAGCAACCGGGUGAAAAAUCCGCUCCAGUCAACAAGCGCACCCGAAUGCAAGGAGGAGAAGCAUUUCAGAAAUUGCAGGGUGUCACCGAAUCCGGAGUGGAUGUAGAGUAUCAGGUGCCGACAUCGUCCCAGCGUGACCAGGAGGACGACAUCAUUGUGGUCGAUUCCGAGGAGGAAGGUAUGGCGGACGAGGGAACGGCAGAUGAAGGUACCGCCGAGGCGGACGAUGGACCCUUCGAAGCGUACGAAGCGGAGGAAGCCUACGAACAGGACGAACCAGAAAUGGCUGGCAAUUAUGACGAUGGAGAAGGUCCUGAUAUCGACGAGGACAACGUUCAGUCUGCCAACAAUGAGGUCGACGUGGACGAUGACAAUGAAGUUCCUAACCAGUCCGGUACAUCUUCUUCGACGAGCGGAGCCCAGGUGGCUCCGGAUGCGGAGACGUCCAGCACCAGCGUUGGUCAGAGCAGUAAUGCUGGUCCUUCCACAUCCUCGGACGGUCAAGCCAUGGAGAGCAGCAGCCAGCCGAACACUUCCGAAGUGCAGCAAAUACAGAGCAUCAGCAGCGGAAGCGGUGAGCCCUCGUCGGGACCCUCAACGGCGCCAUCCACUUCCUCGUCGGCUGGUUCGGGUUCGGCCGUGGCAGCCACUGCUGCUGCGGCAUCGACAUCGUCGGCCACCACGUCGUCCUCUUCGUCUGCGGCGGGUUCUUCGGCCACGGCGGGUUCCAGUGUGGGAUCGCCUUCGCAAAGUCGACGUCAGGUUAAUCCGCUGGCCCGGCAGCAACAGCAGCAACUGCUGCUCAUGCAGCAGAACUACGAGGAAAGUGCGGACGAUCGUAUCGUACCCAGCACGCCGACACUGUUUGUGCCGCGACGAACCGACGGUUUCAGCGAUGCCGUUAGCUCACCGCACCCGCAAGUGCCGAACGCACGGUUCACUUUUUCGGACACGGGUCGCGCCGGCGCCGGUUCCGCAGCGGAAGCCCACCAAAUGCUACCGGCCGGUAUCGACGACACCCGUAUGGAUCUCUCGCAACUGGACGAAUCCGGAACGGUGGCCAGCGGAAGCGUUGCUACCGGGCGUAGUGUUCCGAACACUCCACUGGAAACAUCGCCGAACGAACACCAACGGGCAGUCAUCCAUGGGGAGGUGGCCGUUCCAUCGAACAGUAGCAACGAGGCGGAACAAGCUGGCGAACAGCUGGCUCCGUCGGGGAGUAACAUCUCGCUGGCAGGUGUUGAAGAGAUCGGUCAGCAGGAGGCUACGGAGGGGCCUUCCGGUGGCGUAAGUAGCGAAGGAGAGAGCCAGGUCCCGGAGGUUACGGUGUCCGCUGCGGAAGAUGACGAUGACUACGACAUCACCGAGUCGACAACGGUGGAAAGGCCUGACCUCGAUCAGGGGGCAUCUACGUCCGAGGCUACAGCGGCACAGUCUGGUGACGCAAUGGACGACGAUGAUUUAGAAAUGGACAUUGAGAGUGAAGAUCGGAACCAAGGUGCGGAAGCUGGCGCAGAUGAAGAAUCCGGUGAUGGCGUAACUUCGGAAGGUGAAAAACCGGGAACUUCGUCUAGCUCAACUCCGAUGGAAGAGGGCAGCGAAGCUGAGGUUCUGCCGACUCCCAGCACCCGGGCUCGAGGCCGUGGCAAUCGCGGUAGACGGUUUGGUGUUCGUGGAAGCAUUCCAAGAUAUACGGGACUGAAUGAAGGCCGCUCUCUCAAUCGUGCGGGUCCGUCGUCAAUGCAUCAGCAAAGGUCCCCCAUGGGAAGUCCCAACAGAGGAUAUCAACACCAGAUCUCUCCUCAUCGCCAUCAGGGGCAGCACAUGAGCUAUGCACAACAGCAGAUCAGUCCACCGAUGCGUCGAACUACCCGAUCCAAUCGGGCCAACCGUCGUUCAACACCAAACUAUCGUCCUUAAACAGCCACUCUCUGUCAAGUUAGAUGGCAGUACGGUAUACUUACACGUAAGAUAUUUAUUAGGAAGACGUUUCACUACACCUUUGGAUAGACCACAAGUAAGUUGUACAUGUUUCUUCAAAACCUUAUUCUUCAUUGUACAAAACUGUAUUUGUACGGUCACGUUUAGAAAAAAAAACGAUCGAUCAUCAUUUUACAUUUUCUCUGGCUAGAGUACAACGUUUAGAUACAUCUAGGAAAAUUCCACUUCGGUAACGUCACCCGAUAGGGAAGUCAUUGAAUUAAAAAAGACUAUUGAAUUCCAUUCAGA
Molecule: messenger RNA, 8641 nt
Organism: Aedes albopictus (Asian tiger mosquito)
Lineage: Eukaryota; Metazoa; Arthropoda; Insecta; Diptera; Culicidae
Gene: Mgtor
Product: nucleoprotein TPR
Exons: 9
Coding region: 374-8332 (2652 amino acids)
Biological process (GO): protein import into nucleus; regulation of mitotic spindle assembly; mRNA export from nucleus
Cellular component (GO): nuclear pore
Molecular function (GO): structural constituent of nuclear pore
Source: RefSeq, a predicted model, not a curated record